ACGGGCGCCGCCAUCUUUAAGGUCACGUGUGCCUUGACGUUUGCUGCGUUUGCCGUGACCUGUCCUGCCUGUCCUUGCGUUCGCCCAGCCAGCACGCUUUGCGCUUUGCAUUGAGUGCCACACCCCUGUGGUUGCAAGGCGGGACACCCAAAUCGGAGACGAGCCAUCUAGUAGUAAGCAGUGCCCAACGCAGUCCUUCGUAAGAGAGACGAAGACCAUGAAUGACAGCGUGACGAGAUUUCACAUUUGCGCGCUGCAAGGGAAUAAAGCAGAACUCCGGAAGAUGCUAUGCAAUCCCUCUCUACUUGAAGCCAAAGACCACAUUGGAAGAACACUACUCUUCUAUAGUGUCAUGGGAAACAACGAACAAUGUUUGUCUCUUCUUCUCAAGUCCGGGGCACGAGUGGAUAACGGUGACAACGAUGGCCAGACACCCUUGCAUCUUGCUUCACACAAGGGUUUAAAAGGAUGUAUGAAGUUUUUACUGGCUGCAGGAGCUGUGUGGCACCAGAAGGACAUAAGAGGUGUGACAGCCCUGCAUCUGGCUGCUCAUAAUCCAAAUUCUAAGGCUCUCGCUCUCAUAUUGGACUUUGUACCUCCAGGGCAGUUGGAUUUGCAGGAUGCCUGCAAGAGGACAGCAUUGCAUUUUAGUGCCUCUUUCUGCAUCCCUGAAAAUGUGCGAAUGCUACUAAAGCAGGAUGCCAAUGCAUUAAUUCAGGAUGAGAAUGGCCAGACGCCACUGCACAUGUGCGCUUCCAGGAAUGAUAUAGGAGCACUGGAAUGUGCCAGGGUCCUUCUGGAAAGAUGUCCAAGCCUCAUCAACUGGCAGGAUUAUGAAGGCCAGACAGCACUUCACUUGGCAGUUGCUCAGGGGUUAGAGGACAUGGUGGAUUUUCUGACAUCAAGGCCUCUGUGUGACCUCAACCUGGUGGAUAAUCUCUUCCGAACUCCUCUGCAUUGGGCUGCUGCACUUGGGAUGCCCGCAAUGGCCGAGCUGCUGCUGGACCGGAGAGCUGAUCCAUUGUGUGCAGAUGGAAAGGGUGCAACACCACUUCAUUAUGCAGCUCAGCAAAAUGACAUAUCAACAGUAAUGGUCCUCCUGUUACGAGGUUGCUCAGGGGAAAUGAGUGAUCAGAAAGGUGUGCCUCCCCUCAUAUGGGCUGCUCAUGCUGGAGCUACUGAUGUAAUUCGUGCUCUCUACAUGCAUGGUGUUACUCUCGAUUAUGCUCCCAUCUGUGGAACAACAGCACUCCAUCAUGGAGCAGCAAAGGGACAUAAUGGAGUUGUGGAGCUACUCUUGGAUCUGGGUUGUCAAGUGAAUGUGCCCGAUGGAGAGGGUAUGACACCUUUGGCUUUUGCUUGUAAAGAGGGCAAUGCCCACACCUUACCCCUAUUACUGGAUGCGUGUGCUUCACUGCGAGACAGCGACAUCUGUGGCCGGACACCCCUUCACUGGGCAGCUAAAGAAAAUCAUGCCUGCAUAUGUCAGCUGUUGAUCAAGCAUGGCUACCACGUAAACAUUCGAGAUAAUUAUGGUAUGACUCCAUUACACUAUGCCAGUUUGGAGGGCCAUCUAAGCUGCAUGUUGGUCCUUCUUGAGAACGGCGCAGAUCCAAACGUAUUGGAGCAUCAGGGCAAAACAGCAUUGCAUUUGGCAAGUAAAGCUGGUCACUCGAAUGUGGUGGAACUGUUGUACAGUCAUCAGGCAAAGGUAAACUGUAUGGAUGUGGAUAGGUUGACUGCGUUGGAUUACACUAUAUCUGGAGGACAUUCUCAAAUCAUCCAGUUUUUGCUCAGCAGGGGAACGUUCACAUCGAAUGCGAUUCGGGAAAUAGCUGCUUGCGUCUUGCAGUCGUUCUUCAAGGAGCAUUUUUGGCACAUCAAAGCUGCCUUUGUGUCCACGAACUCAAAGAGUGCAAAGCACAAGGACCUCUUUCUGACAGAAGGGAAGAAGGAUGCCAGACGUGAGACAGGAAGCCAAACAAUAAGUGAACAACACGUAGCCCUGUGUGUGGAACACACCAGAGAUGUAGCUGCUCUUCGAAUACAGCGAGCGUGGAGAAGGUACACUGUUGGCCAGAUGCAGUUACGUGCGCAAGAGAGGGUUCUUAGGCUCUUUGAGUCACAAGAACAGAGACAACAGGCCCAGCAGGAAUGGAACUGCUUUAUGGACAAAUUACAAAGGCUAGGAUUUCAAGUCUGAAGUGGCUCCCGUACACAAAGAUGACUGUUGAACAAAAAUUUUACUUAAAUACUUUAUUCGGUUAUUUUAUGACAAAUAAUUUUGCUGUUCAUUUGCAAAUCUCAGUAAUCUCCUUUAUGCACUGGGAAAUGUUGUUUUUAGUACAGUAGUUUACAGGUACAGUAGUGUACAGUACAGUUUACAGUACAGUACAGUACAGUUUACAGUAGUGUACAGUAGUUUCAGGCCAAGUGUGCUUCUGAAGUGGAACCUGGCUGUUUUUCCAUAAACCAAGCAAGCAAGUGAUUCCACCUGGGAAAUAUGGGGAAAAUAAGCAUCUGUGAGUGAAGUCACACCAUCGCGUUGCAAGUGCUAUGACUGCAAAGGGAAUAUUGGUGUCACCAUAUCCGACCGGCACGAUAGACCUCUCCCAUUAUCAACAAAAUGUAUAUGGAGGCCAUUUUUUUUCUUUCCUUUGCACUUCCAGUGCUUAGAAACGAGGAUUUUAGCAAUUACACCUUGUGAAAUACGUGGAGGGAGCUUUUUUAUGAUUUCUUAGGCAAUUUGAGGCUUUGUUUGUAUCUGUCCCUUCUAUGUUGUUCCAGCCUCAGAACAUCAGUUUCUCUCUUGAGCUUUCUUAGUCGAGGUAGAGUCAAGUCUACCCAAAUGAUUCUGUAACGUGACACGGUACGUCGCUACUUAUCCUCUAAGUAAGUGAGUAGCACUCUGCAGUUUCUUGACGAGUAAGACUAAUGAAAGUGCAGAGAAAACAUGAGUUGUACUCUACUCUUGAGAAACACAGAGAAGACAGAUGUUUACCCCCAGAUCAGCCGCCCCAAAGUCAUCCGCGUCUCUAAGUCCUGCUGAGCAUGCCACGAGUCGUCGAAUUUCACCCUCAGAAAGGAUAUACGUAUCAUUAAAGAAUCAAUCUCCACUGGCAGA
Messenger RNA from Ornithodoros turicata, 3124 nucleotides. Its product is annotated as inversin-like. The record is from RefSeq and is a predicted model, not a curated record. The transcript has 17 exons. Gene Ontology annotation, molecular function: protein binding. Lineage: Eukaryota; Metazoa; Arthropoda; Arachnida; Ixodida; Argasidae. Bases 218 to 2203 code for a protein of 661 amino acids.